Messenger RNA from Prorocentrum cordatum, 776 nucleotides. Lineage: Eukaryota; Dinophyceae; Prorocentrales; Prorocentraceae. The record is from the annotation of a GenBank genome assembly.
AAGCCCAGACAGACCAGCCGCCCGUGGAGGCGCAGGAGCCAGCCAGCACCAAGGCUGACACGCGCGGGAAGGCGACCAAGCGUCCCGCGCAGAGGCCUACAGGCAAAUCACAGUGUAAGGCGCGCCGCCCAGCGGGGCCCGACGCCAGCCCAGACGCGCAGGCCGCGACAGGAUCCCCUGCGGCCAGAGAGGCCAUGGUAGCUGCUUCAGCCCGCCGAGAGGCCAGGCUCAAGGAAAUACUCAACAGGAAUUCGCGCAGCCAUGUGGACGACAGCAUCGAGCUCGUCCAGAACGAGCUCCACGUCUUUGCGGACCACGCCAUCGUCACCAAGUCCCCCUUUCAUCAAGUAUGGCGCAGGGACCGCCUCGAUGAGCUAACGACGACCAUCGGCUUGAUCGGAGCUGAAUGGGUGCCCCGCGAGUUCCUGCAGAACGAGGAACUGGACGAGCAGCAGAUGUGGUUGAACUGGUGCGUCCCCUUCGUGCUGCAGCUGAUGGAGGCCAAGGACAUGGACUGCCUGUUCAACGCGACCGACGAUGACGAAUACUGCGGCUACAAGAAGCAGCUCGCGGAGGAGGUGUGCUACACUGCUUGGGGCCGCAGCGUCUCCCUCCGUGAGGUCCUGCGCACCAAGAUCCGCGAGCGAAGGACCUUCCUCAGGCUCAGCGGCACGGGCAGCCCAGAGUCCCAGCCGUUGGUCUUCCACAGCAGUGAAGACCAGGCCGACAACAGCGGAGGCGACGGCAGAGCCAAGAUGGGCUCGGCCGAGGCCGUG